This is a messenger RNA of Stereum hirsutum FP-91666 SS1, 216 nucleotides long. RefSeq lists its product as uncharacterized. The record is from RefSeq and is a predicted model, not a curated record. The transcript has a single exon. Bases 1 to 216 code for a protein of 71 amino acids. NCBI's taxonomy places the organism in Eukaryota, Fungi, Basidiomycota, Agaricomycetes, Russulales, Stereaceae.
AUGUGGAUUGUACGCCCUGAGAAGGUUGGAGGUCGACGUUCCGUUGGUUUGAUUCACUUAGAAUGCUUUGUUCGUGCUUGUCAUUUACUCCCGGUCUUUGGUAACACAAGAAUACCCCACUCAUUUCAACAUUCCGACUCCCUUUCUGCUUUCAAAGCCUUCUACCUUAACCAAUUUAUUGAUUAUCACUCUCAUGAAUGUAUUCCAUCUACGUAA